GAAAAAUCUAUUUCGAGAAAAAAUCAUAUAUUUGAGUUCAAUUAUAUUUAAUUACUUAUAUUCAUUAAAUAUAAUAUGGAAACAGAAUUUAUUAAUUUAAUAGAAGAUGGAGGAGUUAAAAAAAGAAUUCUUUAAGAAGGUUAAGGAGAGAUACCUAUUGAUGGAUCAAGAUGCAAAAUACUAUAUAAAGGAACUUUAGAUGAUGGAACUGUAUUUGAUUCUUAAUUAGAUACAGAAAGACCUUAUAAAUUUAGAAUUGGAAAAGAAGAAUUAAUUAAAGGUUUUGAUAUUGCAUUAAAAUCUAUGAAAGUUGGAGAAAAAGUUGAAUUAAAAAUCACACCAAAUUAUGGUUAUGGUGAUGAUGGAGAUUCUUAUAAAAAUGUUCCUAAAAAUGCUAAUUUGACAUAUGAAUUAGAAUUAAUCAAUUUUAAAGAACCAAAAAAAAGAAAAUGGUAAUUAAAUAUAAAUAAUAGUUUAGGGAAAUGAAUUCAGAAGAAAAACAUCAAGAAGCCCUUAAUAAAAGAAUUAAAGGAACAGCAGCAUUUAAAUUACAAAAUUAUAAAGAAGCUUAAAAAAUUUAUAAGAAAGCUCUUUCAUAUUGUGUUUUGACCACUGAAGAAGGCAAUGAAUUAAAAGCAAGCAUAUAACUUAAUUUAUCUAUUUGUUGUUAUUAAUUAGAAGAAUAUAAAGAUUCAAUAGAUUAUGCUAAAAAGGCUCUUGAGUUAAAUACUAAUUAAUAAUAAAAAUUAAAAGCUUUAUAUAGAAAAGCUCUUGCUAAUAUCAAAAUUGCUGAACUUGAAGAAGCAUUAACUGAUUUAAGAGAAGCCUUUAAAAUAGAUUCUACUAAUUCAGUUGUUAUUUAAGAAUUAUCAAGAGUUAAAUAAUUAUUAAAGGAAGCAAGAAUGAAAGAAAAAGAAAUUUAUUCUAAAUUAUUCUAAUAGAAACUUUAUGACGAAUCAGAAAUUGAACCAAAUAAAAUUGAAAUAAAAGAAGCUAAAUCAGAAGGUUCUAGUUGUUGUGAUCCUAAUGAAAAAAUUGAAGAAGAAACAUAAACUAAAACUACUGUUGAGAAUAAAGAUGGGUAAUUAUAAGAGGAAAAAAUAGAAGAAAGAGAAUAAAUAAAAAUUGAAGAAAACAAUUAAAAUAAUACUAAAAUAGUUGAAGAAACAGUAACAAGUGUUUGA
Messenger RNA from Paramecium sonneborni, 1184 nucleotides. The record is from the annotation of a GenBank genome assembly. NCBI's taxonomy places the organism in Eukaryota, Ciliophora, Oligohymenophorea, Peniculida, Parameciidae.